CUGAUUGGGAAGUCCAGUAGAAUGUAAAGACAAGGAUCAUCUAUCAAUUUAUAGCUGACGGGUUGAUAUUGUUCCCUCUGCAGAUUGAUUGAUUGCCCCCGACGUCGGCCGAAAUUGAGACUUUUGGUCUUUUUUUUUUCUCUCCGGUGUGCCAAGAAAUCCGAGUAGUCAUAACCUGGAAUUUUGAUAGUUAGUUAACUACUCCAUUAUUGUAUGAUUCAACAAACCUCACCACCUGCUGGCCCAAACGAAAAGAGAAAAAAAAAAAAAGUGUAGUGGACAGAUCAUCUACUCCCGGAGAGGAUUUCUUGGAGGGAAUACAAUACAUCUUCUGAUUAACGAUUGCUUAAGCAAUUGAUCUUUUUUGCCCGUCCCUCUUUUGUUCGCCCGUUCAUCCCACCUUUUUCUUCCGAUCCUCUGCCGACUCAAUAUUUCCCCGCAAUGUCGUCUUCCACCUCCUUCACCAUUCGGAUUCCCUGCUCGUCCGCAAACAUUGGUCCUGGUUUUGAUGUGAUCGGUCUGGCGUUGUCUCUUCAUCUCGAACUGCACGUGACUGUCGACUCAUCCAAGUCAUCCUCGGAACACCCAUUGAACUGCGUGGUCACAUACGAGGACCAAAGCGGCAGCACUGAGCAAAUUAGUCUGGACCCGGAAGUGAACUUGAUCACCCGUGUAGCCCUCUACGUACUUAGAUGCCAUGACCAACGAGCAUUCCCCGUCGAGACACGGGUGCAUAUUGUAAACCCAAUUCCAUUGGGUCGGGGUUUGGGUUCGUCGGGAACCGCGGUGGUUGCGGGAGUGAUGCUAGGGAAUGAAGUCGGCCGCUUGGGCUUGAGCAAGGACCGCCUGCUUGAUUACUGCUUGAUGAUUGAACGACACCCAGAUAACGUCGCUGCCUCGCUAUUCGGAGGCUUUGUCGGAACUUACCUCAACGAGCUCAAACCAGAAGAUGUAGCCCGCAAAGAAAUCCCCCUCAGUGAGGUGCUUCCCGCUCCAGCAGGUGGGAUUGACACCGGUAUCCGGCCACCUGAGCCUCCUCUUGGAAUUGGUCAUUACAGAAAGUUCCCGUGGGCCAAGGAGAUCAAGGCUAUCGCCAUCAUUCCCGACUUCGUGGUGCCCACAGCUAACGCGCGAAAUGUCCUCCCUACGAGCUACUCGAGGGCUGACGUGGUCUUCAACCUGCAACGUGCGGCGCUGCUCCCUGCAGCACUAGGCUCCUCUCCCCCCGACCCCGAUAUGAUCUACCUGGCUAUGCAGGACAAAGUUCACCAGCCUUACCGCCAGACCCUCAUCCCCGGUUUGACUGAGAUCCUCCGCUCAAUGAACCCAAGCACACAACCUGGUCUGCUUGGAAUCUGUCUCUCCGGCGCUGGACCAACUAUUCUGGCUCUAGCCACGGAUAGGUUUGACGAAAUCGCGCAGCUCAUCAUUGCUCGCUUUAGCUCCCAAAACAUUUCCUGCCAGUGGAAACUGCUUGAACCUGCUCAGGAUGGCGCCACAGUGCAUUAUUAAGAACCGCAAUGCAUGAUACCAAUUUUUCCCCACUAGAGUAACGGGUCUAGAUGGAGUUUGUCCCGAAACAUCGAGGACUCUUUUUUUUUUCGCUUCACAAACCCGCAAGGGUUGGGCGGCAGUAAGAUAGCCUGGAGUCAUGAGUCUGUAUGUAGGGUAGAAACAUGUAGAAUGAUCAUUGUCAGGAUAAUGAAAA
Molecule: messenger RNA, 1708 nt
Organism: Aspergillus ochraceoroseus IBT 24754
Lineage: Eukaryota; Fungi; Ascomycota; Eurotiomycetes; Eurotiales; Aspergillaceae
Product: homoserine kinase
Exons: 3
Coding region: 442-1512 (356 amino acids)
Biological process (GO): L-threonine metabolic process
Molecular function (GO): ATP binding; homoserine kinase activity
Source: RefSeq, a predicted model, not a curated record